CGGGCCUCGCUGCGUGCGGACUGCACGGGGAGACCUGCGGCCUCCGAGCAGCGCUGACUGAAUGAACAUCUGCGACAAACCUCCUAAUAAGACAGCUCCAGAGAACUUGGGUGAAGCUGGUCCUAAGGUCCAACGUGCUCGAAGAAAUGGCUGGAGCUGGCCUCUGCACCCUUUCCAGAUCAUUACCUGGCUGCUGUACCUCUUCUUUGCACUGGUUGGCUUUGGAAUUCUGGUUCCUCUUCUGCCCCUCCACUGGCUGCCCGCUGGCUAUAUCUGUCCAGGAGUGUGUUUUAUCUACCAUUUAGUUGUUCAUCUUACUGCAGUCUCCAUUGAUCCUGCGGAUGCAAAAGUGCGAGAAAAAAACUAUCUAGGGCCUCUGGCCACCUUCAAUCGUAAUCAGCAUGCACAUGUCAUUGAAAACCAUCAUUGCCAUGUCUGUGAUGUAAAUGUGAGUGCCAAAUCGAAGCACUGUGGAUCUUGCAACAAGUGUGUGCGUGGCUUUGAUCACCACUGCAAAUGGCUCAACAACUGUGUGGGAGAGAGGAAUUACUGGUUCUUUUUGAACAGCGUGGUGUCUGCCAUCCUGGGCCUUGGGCUUCUGCUGCUCAUUGCUUUCUACAUCUUUGUUGAGUUCUUCCUUAACCCCACGAUGCUUCGUUCUGACCAUCACUAUGAAGGCCUGAAGAACCACACGGAUGUUUGGUUUGUGUUUCUGCCUGCUGUUCCUGUUGAGACUCGGGCACCUGCCAUUUUGUUCUCAGCUGGGACUUUCAUUCUUUUGAGCCUGGUGACUGUGAGCCUGCUAGGCCACCUCUUGACCUUUCACAUCUAUCUUAUGUGGAACAAACUGACUACAUACGAGUACAUCCUGCAGCAGCGUGCCCAGCAAGAGGCCAAAGAAGCAGACAAGCAGCUGGAUCCUUGUCCCUCCCAGGUGAUGCCCACUCAGGAAGCAGAUUUACUUUCAACUACUAACCCUGGCCAUACAAACCCUGGUGUUCAGGUAGAGGACUUCUCAGCAGCCAAUUCAGAGAAAUGCUUUUCAAAGCUCUACGCCCACACCAACGAAGCCGAUCCUGAAUGCAGCUCCUCUCCUGACCUCCCAUCUCUUCACUUUGCGGCCCCCGUGCAGAGACAGAAAAAAAGGAGGAAGAAGAUGUUAAGGACUUCUUCCUCAGUGAUGGAGAGCAGAUCUAAACCACAUGCUGGAACUUGGGCUUCUUUUCCAGGUCCCCAGUCAGAGCUUCCAGCCACAGCUGCUGCCACCCCCUCCUCCCCCAGCCCUCUCCUCCUGGUGCCCACCAUCCCCCUGCCUGCUGCAGUGCAGGCAGCAGCACCCCCAGCUGACUAUCACUCCGAGUCUGCCGAGUCCAUGGAUGAGAUCCCUGUGGCUCAGACUCACCUGGGCAGCACAGCCCUUCACGGCCCUUGUCAGAGCAGCUCAAGCAGUGCUCGGCGCUGCCCCCUGUCCACACCUGAUCCCAAACACUGCAAAGGGAAGAGUCUUUAUUCUGGGCACAAGGUGAAAAGGAAAAGCUGCCAGCGAGACAGAGGCGUGGAACGAGAUCUGGAACUUUUUUCUAAGACUCCUGCCGUGUUUGUAAGUAAGAGCAGUGGAGAACCUCGUGUCUCUCAGCCCCGAGCUGAUGGGAGCACAUCUGAGCCACAGCACAGAAAAUGCACCAGCAAACAGCAUCUGGGCAGGCGUGAUCCCUGCCUAAAGGACGUGAGGACAAACACCGCAGUGCCCGAGUGACCGUCCUUCCGAAGCUGCAGCCUUUGGGGGUGAAGCAAGAUGUUCUUUUUCUAUCUGUGUGCUGCUGUUCGAAGGUUUUUGCUCCAGCAAUUCAUUCUCUGGUGACUGCAGCGUCCCUGGGUGUGAUGCUGUCCAACUUCCAGCACGCUUAGCUGAGAGGCAGCAAAAGCCCUGCUGCAUCAUGUUCUGCAUUGCCAUCGUCUCUCAGGGUGAGGGAAAAUGGCCUUAAGUUGCACCAGGGUAAGUUUAGAUUGGAUAUCAGGAAAAACUUCUUUACAGAAAGGGUUGUU
Molecule: messenger RNA, 2046 nt
Organism: Centrocercus urophasianus (Greater sage-grouse)
Lineage: Eukaryota; Metazoa; Chordata; Aves; Galliformes; Phasianidae
Gene: ZDHHC1
Product: zinc finger DHHC-type containing 1
Exons: 11
Coding region: 62-1756 (564 amino acids)
Biological process (GO): protein targeting to membrane; peptidyl-L-cysteine S-palmitoylation
Cellular component (GO): endoplasmic reticulum; Golgi apparatus
Molecular function (GO): protein-cysteine S-palmitoyltransferase activity
Source: RefSeq, a predicted model, not a curated record